This is a messenger RNA of Myotis brandtii (Brandt's bat), 603 nucleotides long. RefSeq names its product Fanconi anemia core complex-associated protein 100-like. Gene Ontology annotation, cellular component: nucleoplasm; Fanconi anaemia nuclear complex. The transcript is spliced from 5 exons. Gene Ontology annotation, biological process: interstrand cross-link repair. The coding region runs from base 1 to 603 and encodes 200 amino acids. The record is from RefSeq and is a predicted model, not a curated record. Lineage: Eukaryota; Metazoa; Chordata; Mammalia; Chiroptera; Vespertilionidae.
AUGCCGCCCUCCUGGAAUCGCCCGUCGGCCCCUGGGGACCCCAAGGCCCUUGUCAGGAUCCUCCAUCACCUGGAAGAGCCCGUCGCCUUCAUCGGGGCCUUGAGGACGGAGCCCUCGGCUGAGGGCCCAGAGGACGCGGACUUGGACUGCCUGGUGGCGCUCGGUCACCACGGCCGGACCCUGGCCAUCAAGGCCAGCUGGGACGAGGCAGGGAGUCUGGUGCCAGAGCUGCGCGAGUACUGCCUGCCGGGGCCCGUGCUCUGCGCAGCCUGCAGCGGGGACAGCCACGUCUACCACAGCACCCCCUCCGGCCUCUGCGUGUGCCGCUUGGACCUGAGCCCUGAGCCCCCUCGGCCCACCCGGGUGACCGCGGCGGACACGGGCCGGAAAAUCAAGGACCUGCUCUGUGGGAUCGGCACCGUCUCUGAGAGAGUGUCCUCCCUGAAGAAGGCCGUGGACCAGCGCAACAGGGCCCUGACGUGCCUGAACGAGGCCAUGAACGUGAGCUGUGCCCUGCUGGCCAGCCGGGAGGGUGCCCGGCCCGUCUCCUGCACCACGACCACCCUGGAGCCGCGCCGGGAGACCCGCCUGGCCAGGAGGUGA